AUGUAUGGUGGUGAAUUAAGUUUAGAAGAAUGGAAUACUAGAUUAGAUACUUUAAAGCAUGAAAUUGAGAAUGUAUGUACUGAAGAUGAAAUGCGUGCCUUUUUGGUUGCUAGUGAAGAGCAAUCUAAAGAAGAGCAACUAGAUGAAAUGCAAAAUAAAGAUGUAGAAAUGGAAGAAGCUGUUGAGGAUAAAGAGAAACAAACUGAAGAACAAAGGGCUGAUGUCGAAGAAAUAACACCAGUAACAAAUAUAACUACUGAAAUACAGUCUGUAAAUAUGGCUCCAAAAAAGACAGUUGUAUCUGCAGAAAAAUUACAACAGCUCGUAAUGAUGCGUGCUUUCCACGCUGAUGCUGUUCAAUUUAUUGAGCUCAUUCAUAAGGCUAUACCAAUUAUUACUCAACUCUUAUCAUCAAAAUCAAAAGCUGAAGUGCUGGAGUCAAUGGAUUUCUUAGUUGUUGCUUAUAACUAUAAAGUUAAAAUUGCAAAUGAUGGUAUUAAGAAAAUGCUACAUUUAAUUUGGACUAAAGACACUAGUGAUGAGGGAAAGGGUAUUAAAAUGAAGCUCAUUUCUUGUUACGAGAAUUUAUAUUUAGAAAUGGAUUCCAAACUUUCAAAGAAAGAAAACGUCAAUCGUGUUGCUAAAAAUUUAAUUCAAUUAACUUAUAAUACUAACUUGGCAGAAUUAACCUCGUUAGAGCAAUUAAUGAGUACAUUGAUGGCGGAAAAUAAGAUAACAAGGGAUGUAAUUCAAAAACUUUGGUCGGUUUAUGGUUUUACGCAAGGUCGAAUUCAAAAAUCCCAACGUCGUGGCGCGAUUAUUAUUCUAAGCAUGCUUGCUAAAGCCAAAACUGAAGUAGUCUCUGACAAGAUAGAUGUGAUGCUUAAGAUAGGGUUGGGACCCCUCGGCAAAGCUGAUAUGGAUCUUGCACGAUAUACAUGUAUUGCACUUCAACGUUUAGAGGGCGCUAAGCCUAAAGAAAAGACACGCGGUGUUCAAGAAGGUAUUCGAUUUCCUUUAAAUUAUCCAAUUUUCACAAGAUUAAAGGAUAUCAUUGAGACACCUACAAACAAUCAGCUUUGGUUUAGUUUUGCUGAACAAGCGAUCAACACUAUCUUUUUACUUUGCAAAAACCCUGAGACUCUCUGUGAGGAAAUUAUUCGUAAUAAAACAAACAAAGUAUUCGGUGAUAAAGAAAUUUCAGUAAGUCCUACGCCUUCUACUGAAGCAAGUACUCAAAAUGAUACUUCAACCAUUAUGGAAUUCGAUUUGAGUAUGACACAACAAGCACUACCAUUUCCUCAACAUCCUAUUUAUCAAGAUCCUUUAGAGCUUUCACAACUAUUUUUCCUUGUUGGUCAUGUUGCUCUUAAAGAAAUUGUUCACUUGGAGAUUGUUGAGGCUGCUUGGAAACGCAAAAAGUCAAUGAAAGAAAGUAAGAAACAAGAUGGGGAGCAAAACACGUCUGUUGAUGAUGAGUUAGACCAAGUAGGUGGAACUGCCGAAGAUGAUAUUGGUGAAGCCAUAACAAAGAUUCGUGAAAGAGAAAUUCUUUUUGGCCCUCAUUCAUUACUUGGUAUCUAUGGCCCAUUAAUUACGGAAGUGUGUGCUCGUAAUAAGAUCUAUACGGAUCGCACUUUGCAAUUGAAUGCAACACUUGCGUUAUCCAAAUUUAUGUGCUCUAAAGAUCCUAAUAUUCGUAGUAAUAUUGUGAUUGCUUUAGGGGAUAUGGCUGUAUGUUUUAGUACACUUAUUGAUGAUAAUAUUACAUUCCUAUAUAAUCGACUUUCAGAUCCGAACACACUUGUUCGUAAAAAUGCUGUUAUGGUAUUGACGCAUCUUAUUCUGAAUGGUAUGGUCAAAGUAAAAGGACAACUUAGUGAAAUGGCUAAAUGUCUCGAGGAUAAAGAUCAACGUAUUGCUGAUCUGGCAAAGCUAUUCUUUACAGAAUUGGCCUCUAAGGAUAAUGCGAUUUAUAACAAUUUACCAGACAUCAUUAGUAGUCUAACUAAUAAUCAGCCUAAUCGUUUAGAAGAAGACUCGUUUAGAAAAAUUAUGAAGUUUAUCUUUAGUUUUGAUUUUACUGAAAAGGAAAAACAAGCAGAAAACAUUGUUGAUAAGUUAUGUCAACGUUUCCUUACUGCUGAAGAUGAACGUAGUUGGCGUGAUAUAGCUUACUGUCUGUCAUUAUUACCUUUCAAAUCUGAAAAGACAUUUAAAAAACUAUUAGAAGGAUGGCCUACUUACCAAGACAAGAUUCAUGAAGAUGCUGUACACAAAAGCUUUUUAGAAAUUAUCCAAAAGGGCCGCUUCCAUAAAAAUCAAAAGCCGGAACUUAAAGCAAUUGUAGAUGAGUUUGAACAAAAGAUUGAGAAGCAAAGAGGACCAGAUGCAGAUAAAAAUGAAGCUGUAGUGAAGAAAGGAAAAGUAUCAAAACCAAAGGAAAAGAAAAAGAAAGAAGAGAGUAAAACUACUUCUGCAUCUAAAAAGCAAGUACGCAAGCGAAAAAGAUAUAUCGAAGAAGAUAGUGAAGAAGAGGAAGAGGAAAUGGAUUUUGAUGAAGAAGACGAAGAUGAUGAAGAUGAUGAAGAAGACGAAGACGAAGACGAAGAUGAAGAAGAAGAAGAAGACGAAGAAGAAUAUCAAGAAGAAGUUGCUGAAGAGGAGAAUCAAAUAGAAGACAAAGGAGAAAAGAAAAUAGUAGAAGAAGAAGAUGAAUAA
Molecule: messenger RNA, 2721 nt
Organism: Cokeromyces recurvatus
Lineage: Eukaryota; Fungi; Mucoromycota; Mucoromycetes; Mucorales; Mucoraceae
Product: non-SMC mitotic condensation complex subunit 1-domain-containing protein
Exons: 7
Coding region: 1-2721 (906 amino acids)
Biological process (GO): mitotic cell cycle; meiotic chromosome condensation; mitotic chromosome condensation
Cellular component (GO): condensed chromosome, centromeric region; nucleus
Molecular function (GO): histone binding
Source: RefSeq, a predicted model, not a curated record